CACACAAGGGCAUAGAGGGAAGGCUUUGGCGCUCUCCUGAGAGCUGUUAGAAGAUAUUUUCACCUUACGCCUCAGGACCCGUCCAUGCAGCUAUGAUCUUCACAGCAGAGCAGGUCACCUGCGUGUGCGAGGUCCUGCUGCAGAGCGGCUGCAUAGAUCGUCUCGCCAGCUUCCUCCGCACUCUUCCUCCUGCUUCCUCCUCCUCGUGCCCCGAGGAGCUUGAGAGCGUGCUAAAAGCCAAAGCCGCGGUGGCCUUUCACCAAGGGCGCUUCUCAGACCUCUACACCCUGCUGGAGGGCUUCCUCUUCUCUCCACGCAGCCACCCGCUCCUGCAGCAGCUCUGGCUGCAAGCCCACUACAUAGAGGCGGAGAGGCAGAGGGGUCGACCCCUGGGAGCUGUGGGGAAGUACCGCGUGAGGAGAAAAUUUCCCCUACCAAACACCAUCUGGGACGGAGAGGAGACCAGUUACUGCUUCAAGGAAAAAUCUCGGAGUAUCCUCAGGGAGUGGUACCACCGUAAGCCGUAUCCCUCCACCCGAGAAAAGCGGGAGCUAGCAGCAGCCACCGGCCUCACCGCCAUCCAGGUCAGCAACUGGUUCAAGAACCGCCGGCAGAGGGACCGCAUAGUGGAGUUUACCGGGUCAGUGAAGGGCACCAGCUCGCUUUUUCAGACAGGCUCUCGAGGACCUUCAGAACAAGCCUACCCAUCCUCUGACAACGACCUUUCACCUCCAGGCAGUCCUCAGUGCUGCAGUGAACCACCUCCACCCCUUUUCCAUCCACCGCCUCCUCCACUGCACCACACAUGUGGAGGGCAUCCAGAUGUUUAAACUGUCCAGUGGUUGAUAGAUCAUCAUAAUUUCUGUUGUAAUUGAAAGUUUAUUACCAAAACAAGACCUAGAAGAUCCCGUACAGAGACUUAAAUGGUUAAAGAACAUCACACGAGACAGACAUCAGACGCCUGGGGAUUAAACCCAACAGACUGGAUCACAGGUGUGGCAAAAAGGUGCAUCUCCACGCUGCAUUCACAGAUGAAACCAAAGCAUUUAUAAUGAUCAGGGAAUUAUUUUUAUUUUUUAAAGGGUACGUGCUGGUAAACUCCUCCCACGUUCACCCAAAGGUUACACACUGAACCAGGAGACAGAGUUUUCAGUGUUUACGACUUCCUGAAAUGUCUCGAAACUGUAAGAGAACCUGAAUAAAAUAAUUUCACAAUCA
Oreochromis aureus is the source of this 1218-nucleotide messenger RNA. It is a transcript of the gene six9, whose product is annotated as SIX homeobox 9. Bases 93 to 830 code for a protein of 245 amino acids. NCBI's taxonomy places the organism in Eukaryota, Metazoa, Chordata, Actinopteri, Cichliformes, Cichlidae. Gene Ontology annotation, molecular function: DNA-binding transcription factor activity, RNA polymerase II-specific; RNA polymerase II cis-regulatory region sequence-specific DNA binding. Gene Ontology annotation, cellular component: nucleus; transcription regulator complex. Gene Ontology annotation, biological process: regulation of transcription by RNA polymerase II. The record is from RefSeq and is a predicted model, not a curated record. The transcript has 3 exons.